UCUUUAAAAGAGUUUAGACCUUUUGGUUUGUUGUGCAAUUUCUUCCAUCUACAAAGUACACUUGCCCUUGAAGAAACUUUAGUUCCUAAUCUUACCACUUGUGUACCUCUGCAAAUCUCUGGAAGCAAGCAUGCAGCAGCAACCUCUGAGGAAGAUGGUUGUGUCCAAGAAGCUCAUGAAGGUUGGCCCAUGGGGCGGCUCCGGGGGGCACCCGUGGGACGACGGCGGCCACUCCGGCAUCCGCAGCAUCACCGUGUCCUACGACCGGUGCAUCGACAGCAUCAGCGUGGAGUACGACAAGGACGGCCUGGCCGUCCCCGGCGAGCGACACGGAGGCGCCGGCGACAAACACACCACUCAGAUCAAGCUGAGCUUCCCGGACGAGUACCUGACGGCCGUGAGCGGGAACUACUCGCCGAUCGCGCACGGCGGCUCGCCGGUGAUCCGGUCGCUGGCGUUCCGGAGCAGCCAGAGGGCGUACGGGCCGUUCGGCGCGGCGGAGGGCACGCCGUUCACGUUCCCGGUGGACGGAGGCGUCAUCGUCGGGUUCUACGGAAGGAGCGGCUGGCAGCUCGACGCCGUCGGCCUGUACGUCGCGGCGCUGCGCCUGGAGAGGAUGUACGACAGGGUGCAGAAGAUCGGGCUCUCGGCCUACCGGGCAGUGAUGCACCGGAUCGGGCCUCAGCAGCAGCAGCAGCAGCAGCAGCAAGAGCCGGGUGAAAAGCUGAACGGCAACGCCCAGAUAACUCACAAGACGUAGCGGCUGCUGUCACCUGUGAGGAUUGAAACCAUGGCCUUGUCUGAGUAGAAUCCCUACUUACUGUAUGUCUAUGUACCUUCUUCCUAAAAAUUAUUUAUAAAAGAAUGGACAGAACCAUUAAAAAAAACCCUUCUGGUAGUGAGACCUAGAAAGAAGGGGGGGGGGGGGGGGGUUCUAGAUAUUCAUGACCUCAAAAAGAUGAACCUUAGUAUGCUCGGUAAGGGGGGAGAUACUAAGAGAAAAAAAAUAUAAGUUGAUAAAGUGGUGUAAAAUUUGUAGACUUAGAAGAAAAGACAGUUAGGUAGUCAUGAUCUCAGCAAGAUGAAUCUUAGUCUUCUCUGUAAGUGGUUGUGCCGGAGAAGGUAUUUGGCUGGAAAUUGUGGAGAGAAAGUAUGUGAACCAGCUUUAUAUUAUGGCAAAUAUACUCGUGCAUUGCUA
Molecule: messenger RNA, 1198 nt
Organism: Panicum virgatum (switchgrass)
Lineage: Eukaryota; Viridiplantae; Streptophyta; Magnoliopsida; Poales; Poaceae
Product: jacalin-related lectin 19-like
Exons: 3
Coding region: 131-760 (209 amino acids)
Molecular function (GO): carbohydrate binding
Source: RefSeq, a predicted model, not a curated record